CUUCACAGCAAGGAAUCUGGUUGACAGCUUUAAAAAUACAAAUCCAUACAAUUCUAUUUCAGCUUAUACCCUAAAUACACGCACACACAUUAACUACAUACACACAUAUACAUUUAAUAUAUACACACAUAUACAUUUAAUAUAUACACACAUAUACAUUUAUUACCUACGCUUAUACAAUAUAUACAUAUACCUUAAAAACAUACAUAGAUUGUAUACCUACACAUAAGCCUAAAAUUUAUACAAGAAGUAUUUCAACAUCUAUUACAUACAUUCUACAGUCACAUAAACUGCUUAAUACAGCAAUUUCUCGAGUUUCCACCAUUUCUUGUAACAUGGAAGUCUCCCAGAGCAUUAACAUGUGAUAAAUUCUUCAGCGGUGAUGAUGGUGGGAAUAUUGUUUCCCCUUUGUGCUUCCAUACCAUCCAAUGCUCACUGUCUGUACACAAGAAAUUAAGGCCUUAAGGAAUAACCAGUGAAAUCUUCAUAAUGGUCAGUAACCAAGGGCAAACCCCACCACCACAGAUAAAGUCUACAGAUGAUGAGGGAGACAAAAUCACUGUUGUACUGAGGGUACGACCUCUGACACCAUCAGAAAUCAGUCGCAAAGACAGUAACAUCAUCACAUUUCAAGACAGAGGCUCUCUUUUGAUUAACCAGGGUCACAACCAGAAGAAAUUUUCAUUUGAUGCUGUCUUUAAACCAGAAGCUGAUCAGGAAGUAGUUUUUGAAGAGUCAGGAAUAAAAAAACUCAUUCAAAUGGCAGUAGAAGGGUAUUCCUGUUUGGUGCUAGCGUAUGGACAAACUGGAUCAGGUAAAACACACACAAUGGUGGGAUCAUCAACACAGGCUUUUCUAAAAACUGACGUAUUUGGUGUUGUUCAAAGAGCAAUUCGUUAUUUAUUCUCAGUUUUUGAGCAGCAAGUUAAUAUCGAAUACACAGUGAAGGCUUCCCAUGCAGAAAUUUACAAUGAACAGAUUAUUGACCUGUUGAAUCCCCAACCAUGGCGCCAUUUAGCUCUCCGCUGGUCUAAGAAGAAGAAUUUCUAUGUAGAGAAUCUCUUCCAAGUGGAAUGUGAAUCAGUGAACAAAUUGUUGUCAGUCUUGGAGGAAGGGUCGAGGAACCGUCAUGUUGGGAGCCAUCGUGCCAAUGAGCUUUCAAGUCGUAGCCAUGCCAUUUUCACAAUCAGCAUUGCAUCAAAGAUACGAGACCCUACUGAUUCUAGUCUGUGGUUGACGCGGAAGGGAAAGUUAAUCUUCACAGACCUUGCAGGAAGUGAGAAAGUAAGAAAUUCCUGCCUGUCUGAAGACAUAUUAACAGAAUCAAACAGUAUUAAUAAAAGUCUGUUAGUCUUAGGAAAGUGUAUUUCCAGUCUGGGUGACCCAAAGAAGAAAUAUGGACAUAUACCCUAUCGAGAUAGCAAACUCACCAAGCUACUUUCAGAGAGUUUGAGUGGAGCAGGAGUGGUUUUGCUGAUAGCAUGUAUCACUCCCUCGUCCUACAGUGUCACUGAAACCAUCAACACUCUCCGUUACAGUACCAGAGCCAAAUGUAUUCUAACAAAGCCAGUCGUUGCAUUCGACCCACGAGAAAAAUAUAUUGGGACUCUGAAAAAGGAGCUUCAGAUUCUGAGAAAUGAGAAUCAAUACUUGAAAACCCAGCUCUCGUUUCCAACAGUCUCCCAGAACCAGGUUCAAUCCAAAGAUAAACAAACGAUUACUGAACAACUGAAACAAGAUUCUCAAAUGACCCCAAAAUUGGUUGAGAGUUCCCUUUAUGAGAUGCUGCAGGAAUAUAUGGUAGAAAAUGAGUCAUUAAGAUCUGAGAACAGACAACUCUACCAAGAAAAUGGUGGCCUCCUCCAAGAACAGAAGCAGUUGUAUAAAGAGAAUGAGACUUUUCUUUAUCAACUGGAGCAACUGGAGAGAAUGUCUGGAAUGGCCAUGUAUGCAAACCAGAAAGACAGGUGGCCAUCAUAUCAAACACCACCUCAACUCACAAAUUCUAAUGAAAGAUUUGGAGCUGGGUACAAAACCAAAGCAACAACCACUUACGGACAGGGAAAUGGUUUCUAUCUCCUGGAUCCAAUCUACCCCAUGAGCAACUCCUUUGAUUACCCAAAUCAUUUUCCAGACAGGAAUCUCAUAAAGCAUUCAGACUUCACCAUUAUGAAACCAACUCCUCUCUCAAGAUCUUCAGACAAUUCCUUCAGGCUAUUACAAAACUCCAACAGGUUUCAAAGACAAUUGCCACAGAAGGAUUUUUUAAAAAGAGAAUCCUAUCCAAGAAGUGUUCUGCCAAACAACAAACAAUGGGAUUCAGUCGAUUCUGUUGAAGUUUUCAACCAAAGACUGCGAGAAGAACUAGCAGCAAUUAAUGGGGAGAUCAAAUAUGAACAGAUAAGUCAAGCAACUUCAAAAUCUCUUUUCUGACCUAUUUUCCUGUUCUCAAGAAGCUCGCCUCCACCAAAAUAAUCUUUAUCAUCUUAUGGGGAUUAAGGAGCCGAUGGAUGAAAACAUGUCCAAGCUUCAAUGAAUCAACAGAAACUGAAAAAAAUCAUAAACUGGAUAAAUGUUCCUAUUUUAAAUGUUUUCAUGAAGACACGGCUGGGUGGUUGUUUGCCAAUCACUUGGUUUCAGGUUCAGUCUUAAGGUGUGGCAUCUUGGGCAAGUGUCUUCUAUAGCUUGGGUGUGAAUUUAAAAAGGAUCAAAAGGUCUUUAAGGCCAGUUUCCCCAGAUUCUGAGGUGUGUUUUUCCCCACCUGGACAGGACACCAAAGUGUUUUGCUCAAGAACACAAUGCAUUGCCCUGAUCAGGAAUACAAGUUCAACACCUUAACCGCUCCCGUCUACUUGAGUGAAUUUGAUAGAUGGAAACUGAAAGAAGCCCAUCAUAUAUGUGUGAGUUACAUAGGCAGUGCUAUUCAUUUCCAAUAUUCUAUGAAAAUAUGCCUGGCUGUGGGGAAAUAUUAC
Molecule: messenger RNA, 2972 nt
Organism: Octopus sinensis (East Asian common octopus)
Lineage: Eukaryota; Metazoa; Mollusca; Cephalopoda; Octopoda; Octopodidae
Product: kinesin-like protein KIF12
Exons: 19
Coding region: 490-2433 (647 amino acids)
Biological process (GO): microtubule-based movement
Molecular function (GO): ATP binding; microtubule binding; microtubule motor activity
Source: RefSeq, a predicted model, not a curated record